This is a messenger RNA of Drosophila innubila, 799 nucleotides long. Its product is annotated as protein TEX261-like. Gene Ontology annotation, cellular component: Golgi membrane; COPII-coated ER to Golgi transport vesicle; endoplasmic reticulum membrane. The record is from RefSeq and is a predicted model, not a curated record. Gene Ontology annotation, molecular function: COPII receptor activity. The transcript is spliced from 3 exons. Bases 88 to 696 code for a protein of 202 amino acids. Lineage: Eukaryota; Metazoa; Arthropoda; Insecta; Diptera; Drosophilidae. Gene Ontology annotation, biological process: endoplasmic reticulum to Golgi vesicle-mediated transport.
UCGAUAACGUUUUCGAUGCGUCGCGUCAUUGUUUUGUUUUGGCACCUCAUCAAUUAAACCCACUGUAUUAAUAUUUAGAAAUAAAUUAUGGGUUUCCUUCUCAUACUCAGUUGGAUCUCACUAGCCAUACAGAUUAUUUUCAUAACGCUGUCUAUAGUGGCCGGACUUUACUAUUUGGCUGAAUUAGCAGAGGAAUAUACAACGUCGACACGUCGAUUUAUAUUAUUUAUGAUAAGCUUCACGAUCUUCGUGUAUAUAUUGUUAAUAUUCUUCGAGGACUUCUCAUGGACUAUUGUGCUAUGCGGCUUAACAGCACAGGGAUUUCAUUUCAGCAUAAUGACGAAUUUUCCAUUCAUACGAUUGUUGUCUGUGCCAUUUAUUGGUUCCCUGGUCAUGCUGGUAGUUAAUCAUCUGCUGGCCUUCCAGUAUUUCACUAGUGUCUAUGUGCCCUUUACACAGGUGCUCGCUUACUUCACAAUCUGCAUGUGGAUGGUUCCCUUUGCACUGUUCGUUUCGGUCAACGCCAAUGACAAUGUGCUGCCCACCACAGUGAGCAGCAAUGAGCGACGACUGGGCAUCAAUAAUCCGGAUGUGGUCAGCAAUUAUUUUUCGCGCAACAAGAAAAUGGGACUCUUAUCGCUGUUCAACUACAUUAAGGAGACAUUGCUGCCAGGACGUAGCAAGAAAUCGUUUUAGACGCCAAACGUUAUAAGCAAUCAUUUAUCAUUUGGAACUGUUACUUUUAAAAGGACAACGAUCGUAUAGUUAUUUAUUUUUUAAUAAGAACAUUUUGAAAUUA